AGAGGGCGGUAUGUCAUCAUUAGUAGGAUAAGGACAGAAAACGCCGAGUGAAAUGUGGUGGAAACUCAAAAUGCAGAGCAGAAGGAAAACAGUGCUUUAGUUCUACAAAACGAUAGAGAUGAAGGUGAAGAUAAAGCAGUGGCAUGGUGUUGCUUCAUGGCUUUGGGUGGCCAACGAUGAGAACUGUGGCAUCUGCAGAGCCCCGUUUAAUGGCUGCUGUCCAGACUGUAAAGUUCCUGGGGACGACUGCCCACUGGUGUGGGGUCAGUGCUCACACUGCUUCCACAUGCACUGCAUCCUGAAGUGGCUGAACUCGCAGCAGGUACAGCAGCAGUGCCCCAUGUGCCGGCAAGAGUGGAAGUUUAAAGAGGGAGAAACAACAUGAGGUGAUUGAAUAAACAAUUACAGUGUCAACCACUGCUUUGUUUACCUCUGAUUUACACAGACAUUAAAACUAAUACUGCAGAACUCAA
Molecule: messenger RNA, 473 nt
Organism: Tachysurus vachellii
Lineage: Eukaryota; Metazoa; Chordata; Actinopteri; Siluriformes; Bagridae
Product: anaphase-promoting complex subunit 11
Exons: 4
Coding region: 119-385 (88 amino acids)
Biological process (GO): anaphase-promoting complex-dependent catabolic process; protein ubiquitination; positive regulation of mitotic metaphase/anaphase transition
Cellular component (GO): nucleus; anaphase-promoting complex
Molecular function (GO): zinc ion binding; ubiquitin protein ligase activity; cullin family protein binding
Source: RefSeq, a predicted model, not a curated record